UCGUUUUUUUUCGUCUGCAAACAUUUUCCAGUUUGUUACUGUCGUACAGACGUAAAUCAUCACGUAAUCUAUUUGAAUCUUUCUCACAACGGUUAUGGCAAAAUAUUUGGCCCAAAUAAUUGUUAUGGGGGGCCAGGUUAUUGGACGAGCGUUUGCUAGAGCUCUUAAACAAGAAUAUCAAGCUAGCCAGGAAGCUGCCAAAAGAGCUGGUGGUGGGAAAGCCGGCGCAUCACGUGUAGAAGCUAACUUCAAGACAGGCAUGACCCUCGAGGAAGCAAAAGAAAUCUUGAAUGUGGAUAAAUUAGAACCUGAGUUGGUACAGAAGAACUAUGAUCACUUGUUCAAAGUUAAUGACAAAACGAAAGGUGGUUCAUUCUACCUUCAAUCCAAAGUAUACAGAGCUAAGGAACGACUUGACCAAGAAUUGAAACACGAAACAACAAAACAAGGACCGUCAACAGAAAAUAAAAUGUAACUUUCUUCAAAACAACAGUUAAGAUUUUGGAAAUUAUCUUUGUAGUCAAAUGAAAAAUUGUACAUAUAGGGAUAACUAAUAAAAAUUUUUAUAACAUC
Molecule: messenger RNA, 573 nt
Organism: Daphnia pulicaria
Lineage: Eukaryota; Metazoa; Arthropoda; Branchiopoda; Diplostraca; Daphniidae
Gene: blp
Product: mitochondrial import inner membrane translocase subunit Tim16-like
Exons: 3
Coding region: 95-475 (126 amino acids)
Biological process (GO): protein import into mitochondrial matrix
Cellular component (GO): TIM23 mitochondrial import inner membrane translocase complex
Source: RefSeq, a predicted model, not a curated record